This is a messenger RNA of Doryrhamphus excisus (bluestripe pipefish), 3273 nucleotides long. Lineage: Eukaryota; Metazoa; Chordata; Actinopteri; Syngnathiformes; Syngnathidae. The record is from RefSeq and is a predicted model, not a curated record.
CGCUAGACCAAUCAGCUGGAGUUUCACUGAUCGACCAAUGAGCAGACAGGAUGCUAAUCAGUACACUAUACGUUUCAGAUUUAGAGCUAUUUGACAUUUCCCCCCUCCAAAAAAGAAGAUAAAAGAUAUAAAGAAACUUGUUGGUGCCACGGAACACAGUUGCCAUCAUGAUGUCUUCGUGCUGCAUCUGCUCUACAAUAGAGCGAGCACUUCUCGCUCACACCGCUGCGUCUGCUGCCCUCAAUAGCAGCAUUUGGCAGCAGUCAAGCUAUGAUGGAGGACACGCUCACCUGCAGCCAAGCGACCACCUUCUCUCAGGUGUUUGGGCGGCAGGGACAGCUGAUGCAAGCGACCGUCCAGUCUCUCAACAGUCUCAAUGACCAGAUAGCUCAGUUCAUGGUCACUCGGCCGUGGGUCCUUGACCAUCAGGACCAGAACCAGGACUUCAUGUCGGGGAAGACUGGUGACACCUUGACCAAGUCCAUGACCCUCAUGAGACACCUGCUCAUGGACGCACAGGGGAAGAUCCUCAAAAUGAUGGAGGACAACAAGCAGCUGGCCCAGAGGAUCGACGGAGCCAUCCGCUCGGCAAGCCAGGAAGUCAGCAACCUGCGCUCUGAGCUGACCGCCACCAACUGCAGAUUGGCGGGCCUGGGAGGUGCCAGCAGCCCCCCUGCCUUGGAGAACCACAGGCAGCGCAACCACCUCCUCCACCACCACCACCACCACUCCGACAGCCUCCGCUACCGGGAUCCCUCAGUGCAUCACAGACAGAAGACGGUGAUGACAGACAUGUGCUACCCUGCAGAGAUAUCCAGCUUGAUGGACUUCGGCUCUACUGACUGCUCGCUGGGCAAAGUGUUGUUACACGAGGAGGUGGCCCAGCUUCAGGAGGAGGUCCAGCUGCUGAGGCAAAUGAAGGAGAUGCUGGGUAAAGACCUGCAGGAUGAGUCCCAAGGAGGAGAAGGCACCACCGCCGGCCUGCUCUCUGCCGCUGAGCUCCGGGUGCAGCUGGGCGACAAGGAGCAGGAGCUGGACCGUGCCAAGGAAGCCUUACAGGCAAUGAAAGCUGACCGUAAGCGUCUAAAAGGAGAGAAGGGCGACUUGGUGAGUCAGAUGCAGCAGCUAUACACCACACUGGAGAGCAGAGAGGAUCAGCUCCGAGAAUUCAUCCGUAACUACGACCAGCAUCGAAAGGAGAGCGAGGACGCAGUGAAGGUCCUGGCCAAGGAGAAGGACGUGCUGGAGAGGGAGAAGUGGGACCUGAGGAGGCAGACCAAAGAGGCUACAGAGCAGGCCAACAUCCUGCGCUCUCAGCUGGACAUGAAGGAGAACAGGAUCAAGGAGCUGGAGGCUGAGCUCACCAUGGCCAAGCAGUCUCUGGCCACGCUGACUAAAGACGUACCGAAGCGCCACUCCUUAGCGUCCGCCACUGAGCCCGUGGUGAACGGCAGCCAGGAGUGGGUGAUGCAGGCCGACCUGCCGCUGACUGCCGCCAUCCGGCAGAGUCAGCAAACGCUCUACCACGGACACACGGCAGACAGACAAGCUGUGGUCAGGAUCAGCCCCUGCCACUCGCGCCAGCCGUCCGUCAUCUCGGACGCCUCGGCCGCAGACGGGGACCGCUCGUCCACGCCCAGCGACAUCAACUCCCCUCGCCACCGGACUCACUCUCUUUGCAAUUCGAUGGAGGACUUGGAGGACCAAAAGCGUAAGAAGAAGAAGGAGAAGAUGACUUUGGGCUCCCUGUCACGCGUGUUUGCCCGCGGGAAGCAGCGCAAGUCACUGGACCCGGGCCUGUUUGAUGGUACUGCCACACCUGAUUAUUACAUAGAGGAGGAUGCCGACUGGUGAUGCUGCGUGUGUGUGUGUGUGUGUGUGUGUGUGUGCCAUAGCCUAAAAGAGAAUGCUCCUCCAUGAAAUGUAUAGUAUAUUAUCCUCAAAUUGUAUGUAUGUAAAUUAUAUAUAUAUUUAUAGAUGUAUAUGUAUGCAUAUGUAUAUACGUUUACAUGCAUAAAUAUAUACAGUACGUGGGGUUAUUAUCACUCAAUGUGUACACAUGCUGUAUUAUCUUCAAAUUGUCUUUACGUUUUGUUCUUUUACAACUUGAGACUUGAAGGACUGCUGUUUAUGUAUAAAUAGGAGUGUUUUUACUCUGUUUAUUUUUACAUUUAUCAUGCUUUCUGUCCGACACAGCCCAUUUCACAUGACCUUGCUGGCUUUAAACUCUUUUUUUUUUUUACUUCUUUUGGACACAUGGCAAUUUGUUUUCAUAUAAGAAAAACAUGCAACCUUUUUCAUUUGGAUUUUUCAAAGUGACAUAAAGAAAUAGGAGAUAAGUUAUAUCAUAUCACACUGUGGGCUGCAAGCAUUUAGAACAGAAAAUAACCACUGACUAAGCUGAAAAAUGCACAUUUAGGCAUAAAGAUUCGCCCUAUACAAAUAUUGUAUUUCCUCAAAAUGCAGGCAACGCACUAAUAUGAAAAAUUAAUGCCUCACCUCAAUGUAAACCCUCCUUUUCUACUGAGUCGCAGUAACCUUUUACAUGAUUAUACCCAGCUAUUUUUUCAUUAGUGCAGCUGAUUGAAUGUUUUUUUUUAUUAAAAAUAAAUAUUAAAACAAUUUAUUAAAUCAUCUGAAUGAAAUGACGAGGCUAAAUUUGAACUACACACUGGUAUAAUAAUUAACUUAAACACAAAGCAAUAUGCAUAAAAAUUGUUUGUCAAAAAGCAUGUUUCUGUUUUUUAUCUGAAGCUUUUUCAUUCAAUAAAUAAAAAAAUAAAUUGUGAGCUAGAUACAGUUAUGUAUAACAUUACAUAGUAUAUCUUUAUUUAUGGGUUAGGGUUAUUUUAUGUAUAAAAUAACUCUCUUCACGACUCCAUAUUUACCUUGGUUAAAAAAAAACUAAAUUCAGAAUAUAAUAAAAUAUUUUGCUUUCAAUAAAUGUCUCUUUCUCUAACAAAGUUAUUUAGUUUCAGCUAUUUGAGGAAAUACGAUAGGAGUCUUUUAGCGCUUAGCCUGCUAGCAUCGCUGACUUGACUGAGCUGAAUGAAUGUGUGAGAAACAUCUGCACGACUUUCUUUAUGUCGCAUUAUUAUUAUUUUUUAAUCUGUCGUUCAUCCAUUCAUUGCCAAACACAUUCAUUGAGUCAUCCUUCUCUCUGAUCUUGCAUUAUAGAUGCAAGGUCUCUUCAUUUGUUUUUGUUUUUUUUGUUGCUUUGUGUAAAAAGCUCUAAUAAUUCUCUGCUUAACGUUGAAUAAAAGUUGAAAUCUA